This is a messenger RNA of Musa acuminata subsp. malaccensis (wild Malaysian banana), 969 nucleotides long. Its product is annotated as chaperone protein dnaJ 20, chloroplastic-like. Gene Ontology annotation, cellular component: chloroplast. The record is from RefSeq and is a predicted model, not a curated record. Lineage: Eukaryota; Viridiplantae; Streptophyta; Magnoliopsida; Zingiberales; Musaceae.
UCAAACUCAUUUAUCAAAAAUUAAAGAUUUAAAAUAUAAUAUUAUAUAUUUUACACGUUAUACUGAUCCAAUGUACCAUUGUUUAAAACCUUAAACGGCGUCGACGCCGUUGAUUCAAGCAAAAACCGCUCUCUUCCCCCUUCCCUCGGCUCGCCCACAGUGUUCUGUCCAAUCCCGUAGGCUUUGACCACAGUUGACUCUCCGCUGUCUGUCUCAUCCAUGCCAUACGGUUUUGCCUACCCGCCUGUAUAUAUGAACGGCCGCUCCUCCGUAUCUCCUCCGAUAUCAUCAAUUGAGGGGAAGAAUAAGGAAUAGGAUUGAAAUGACAACUUUGCCUUCUUCGAUUCCCAAACCUUGCUGCUUGGGCGGUACGAGGAUGCUGCUGAGAGUGUCGGCGACUGCGCGGCCGGCGCAGACCAAGUCGGCCACCAUGUACGAGCUGCUGUCGGUGGAGAAGACGGCGGGGCCGGAGGAGAUCAAGGCGGCGUACCGGGUGCAGGCGCGGCGGUGGCAUCCGGACACGUGCCGGACGGCGGUGGACAAGGCCUACUUCGCCGAGCGUUUCAUGCGAGCACGGGAGGCCUACGAGGUUCUCUCCGACCCGUCGCGCCGCCGGGACUACGACGUCUCGCUCCUUCGGGCCGACGGAUGGGCCAUCGCCGUCGGUGGCGGGGUGGUCCUCCGUAAUGGCGGCGGCGCGUGGGGGUUCGGGGACUGGGUGAGCCAGCUGGAGGGGCUGAAGCGGCGGCGGAGCGGCGCUCGGCAGUGCGCCGGGGGGGAGGACGAGAGCUGGGGGAGUCGGAUGAGGAGGGCCCACGAUUGGAAGGCUUCCGAUUGAUGGUGUCUGCUUGGGUUUUCUCUUAGUGAGUAGUAGCAAAAGGAAUCAUAGGGCGUACCGUUAAAAAGUUCAAAUUUCGAAACAUCAUAUAUUAAUAUUUUAUCUUUUAAAUAAGAUUAGAUAAAAUUUUA